AAGGGUGUUUCACAAAAACCCCAAACCCUCACUUUCAGCACCUCAAUUACCCAGAUGAAAAUGGAUGCCAGAUUCCAGUCCUUACCACCUCUCAAAAGAUUCAGACUUCAACAACAACAAGAGAAAAUGGAUGCCAAAUUCCAGUCCUUACCUCCUCUCAAAAGAUUCAGACUCCAACAACAAGAAGAGCAGCAGAAGGAGAAAUUAGCAGAAGAAGAAAACAAGGAAAAUAUGGUGAUUCCUUCAACCUUACCGGCAAAGAAGAGAAGGGAAUCCCGGGAAACACUUGCGGCUCGUCACUAUGCCGCCGCCGCCGCCGCCACCACCACCACCUAUAAUUUGCCAGCGAAGAAAAGGGUAUGGGCGAUGCCUCCCGAUUUAGUCCUUGAGAUGCCCUUCUCACCUAUCGAUCUCAAUGUCGAGUACAAGUCCUCUUUCGAUGAAGAGGUGAAACCGAAAGAGGAGAUCCCACUUGCAGAUACUGCCGAUCAAUCUGUUCAAAAGAAGGAAGAGGAGAAGGAAGUAUCAGUUAUUGACAACGCUAGUGAAUCAUUUGAAAAUAGUGAUACUAGUCUGCAAGAGCAGGAUGUAGAAAUCAGUGACGUUGAGGAUGAUGGGAUUGUGUGUGCAAUUUGUGAAAGUACAGAUGGUGACCCAUCAGAUCCAAUUGUCUUCUGUGAUGGCUGUAAUUUGAUGGCACAUUCCACUUGCUAUGGAGAUCCUUUGAUAAAGGGUAUCCCGGAAGGUGACUGGUUCUGCGCACAAUGCUUGGCCUCUCGCUUGUCCGAAGAUCAGAAUCAAGAAAAACCAGCACCAUUUUCUUGCUGCUUGUGUCCAGUGAAGGUGGGUGCAAUGAAACCCACCAGCGACGGGCGGUGGGCGCACAUAUUAUGUUCGCUGUUUGUCCCUGAGGUGUUUUUCGAAGACCCAAAGGGCCGUGAAGGAAUAAAUUGUUCUAUGGUGCCUAAGAGGAGGUUUAAAGAGAGGUGCUAUGUUUGUAUGAGCAGUAGUGGCUGCGCGAUUGAGUGCUCCGAGCCUAAAUGCCCGUUGGCAUUUCAUGUUACUUGUGGGUUGAAGGAGGAUCUCAUCAUUGAGUACAAAGAAGGAAAGAAAAAGGCAGGGGCUGUUGUGGCUGGAUUCUGCAAGGACCACACUGAACUGUGGAAAAAGCAGCAACAGACAGGCAAGUUCAAGAUUGUUGCCAGAGAAGAGCACCAGAUUAGUUAGAUUUAUAGUGAUUAACACAGCUUCUGGAACUGCAUGAUGCAUCUGAUGGUUACUGUCAUAUGCAGGUAUCCUUGAUCUGUCUUUAUCUUUUAUUAUGAAUCUGGUCAUUUGGGGAAUUAAGAUGUUAAUACAUUUGGCUAUCCUCAAUUUGCUGAUUUCACAGUUUUCUUGAAUCUGGAUUUGGUUUUCUAUAUUCUCAACCUUGGUUUGAAAAUCUUUCGGUUUUGAUGGAUUCAUGCAGCAGUUUCUCCAACAUACUAACUGUUAUUUAUUUUACAUAUGGCCUAUCCAAUCAACAAAACAUCGGAUUAUCUAUCAUAUCUUUUAAAAUAAGAAAAGAACAGAGUGAAUUAGGUAAUCUGAUGUGAUGUUCCAAGACCAUAAUUUUUGAAGAAAUUCAACAUAGCAGAAUGGCAGCUGCAGAGUGGAACAAGGAAAC
This is a messenger RNA of Tripterygium wilfordii, 1666 nucleotides long. RefSeq names its product protein Jade-1-like. Lineage: Eukaryota; Viridiplantae; Streptophyta; Magnoliopsida; Celastrales; Celastraceae. Gene Ontology annotation, biological process: regulation of transcription by RNA polymerase II. The coding region runs from base 55 to 1227 and encodes 390 amino acids. The record is from RefSeq and is a predicted model, not a curated record. The transcript has 3 exons.